Messenger RNA from Plasmodium falciparum 3D7, 3408 nucleotides. RefSeq lists its product as uncharacterized. The record is from RefSeq and is a predicted model, not a curated record. NCBI's taxonomy places the organism in Eukaryota, Apicomplexa, Aconoidasida, Haemosporida, Plasmodiidae.
AUGAAAAGAAACAAAUAUGGAAGAGAUUCAUAUGAAUAUAAAAGGGUCAAGAAGGAAGAUUCUUACAUUCAUUCAGAUAAGAAAAAAUAUGAUGAAGAUAAAUUGAGCGAAGCUACGGAUCAGGAAAAAAAAUCUAAAAACAAUGAAAAGUAUAAACAUGAACAUGCCAGUAAUUUAAAUAUGAAAAGAAAUAAUUCAAUUUUUCAUAAUGGAGAUGAUAAUGAAAAUAACAUACAUUCAAUUUAUACAUCAAAAGAACACAUCAAUGAUAAUAUUAAUAGUAGAAACAAGUCACAUGUGAUUCAAACAAAAUAUAGUAAAGGUAAUCUUGAUACUAUUAUUCCUCCUUCAGAUAAUUAUAAUAAUACAUCAAAAAUGAGUGUAAAGUAUAGAAAGAUGUCGAGUACUUAUGGAAAUUUGCAUAAAAAUGUGUUGACCAGUUCAUCAAACCAAAAAGAUAUAAAAAGUGAACAAAAUAUAAACGCUGAAAAAAAAGAAAGCUUUGUUAAUAAUAUUAUCGAUUUAAAAAAAAGUGAAUUAUUUAUUAAGGAAGAUAAAUCAGAAGAAGAAAUAAACAAUAAUUUAAUAAACAAAUUUUAUGGAGAUAUAAAAAUAAAAAAAACAAAUAAUAAUAUUAUUAAAGCAAGUUAUGAUGUUAUUCGAAAGAAAAUUAAUACAGAUAUAAAAUUAAAUGAUAUAUUAGAUAUGAUAAAAUUACCAGAAAGUGAAAAUUUAGAUAAUGAUUUAAAAACACCAUGUAUUAGUAAUCAAAAAAUAAUUAAUGAUAUUCUGAAUGAGGGAAAAAGUAAUGUUAACCCUAAUUCUCCUUACCAAUUUUAUAAUGAUUUAUGGACAUUUCCUUUAGAAAUGUUAGAUAAAUAUAUAUUUAAAAAUAAAAAUCAUGAUUACAAAAAAUGGAUAUCAAAUUGUACAACAUUAUUUGUUUUAGGUUUACCUUUUCAAAUGAAUGAAUACAAUUUACUUCAUAAUUUAAUAGAUGUAUAUUACAUGAAUAAAAAUUACGAUGGUCUAUUAGAUAUAAUAGACAUAAAUAAAGAAGAUAGUUUGUUUAAUCAUUUAUAUUUAUAUUCAUAUAUAAAUCAACCUAAAAAUAAAUAUAAUUUACUAUCAGAAAAAUUGGGUAUAUUAAAAUUUGAUUUAUUAUUUGGAAGUGAAUAUCAUCUAGCAAAAAAUGAAAUGUUAAAUUCAUAUUUAAAUAACAAAUAUAAAGAAUUUUAUAAAAUUAACUGUAAUACAGGUGCUAUGGGUUUACUAUAUUUUAAAAAUGAACAAUGUGCUAUGGAUUUUUGGAUGAUGUAUAAUAAUUAUUCAUCAUCGUUUUAUGAAAAAUAUUUAAAAUGUAUACCCGAUAUUAAUGGAAUUAAAAUUUAUAUAGAGGCAUCAAUGUUUUAUUUAACUCCAGAUUUGUUCUUAACACAAAUUAAUUAUAGUGAAUUAAAUGCAGUAUUAAAUAAUAUACAAAAGAAAAAAGUGAAUAUACUUCAAAUAUUUAAUGAUAUUAAAAUAUAUUAUAAUGAAUCUUCUAUAUGGAAUCUUAUAUUCUGCAAUAAAAAUAUUGAACAGUUUUUUAAAAUGAAAAAAAAUAACGAAAAUGUAAAUGAAAAUGUAAAUGAAAAUGUAAAUGAAAAUGUAAACACAAAUACAAACACAAACACAAAUACAAACACAAAUACAAACACAAAUACAAACACAAACACAAACACAAAUACAAAUACAAAUACAAAUACAAACACAAAUACAAAUAUAAACACAAAUACAAACACAAAUACAAACACAAACACAAAUACAAAUACACACACAAAUACAAAUACAAACACAAAUACAAACACAAAUACAAAUACAAAUACAGACGACCACACUAAUAUGAACAAUAAUAAUAUUAAUAAAAAUAUAGACUUUUUAUCCAACCAUUUUUGCAUAUCCUUUCCAUACGUUUCUCAUUUUAAAGAUAACUUUUUAAUUCGCAUAUAUGAUACUUAUAUAAAUAAAUAUUUAAUUAAUAACGGGUUUUGCUUAUUUGCUUGCCCAUAUCUUGAUAAAAAAGGAGGGAAAAGAGUUUAUGAAUUUUUUAAAAAAUUUCAUUUAUUAGACUGGUUCUAUAACCCAAAUGAUGAAACAUGUUAUUUUUAUUUAUUUAAAACAAUUUUGAAUGUAUUUUCUAUAUUCAAAAGAAAUUUUAAAACAACAUCUGAUUAUUACAUUUGUUGUUCACUUUUUUUAAAAUUGCCUUUCGGUAUACUUCCAGGAAUUUAUAUUACGUGCUUAACAAAUAUGAGGGAUAAAAAUAUCCAAGAAAGUGAUUACAUCAAAAUUAGUGAUUAUCAAAAUAUAAGUGGUAGUCAAAAUAUAAAUACUAGUCAAAAUAUAAAUACUAGUCAAAAUAUAAAUACUAAUCAAAAUAUAAGUAGUAGUCAAAAUAUAAAUACUAGUCAAAAUAUAAGUACUAAUCAACAUAUAAGUAGUAGUCAAAAUAUAAGUACUAGCCAAUAUCAUCUUGAUCACAAAACUGUAAACAAUAUUGAGAAUAACACAUUUGCACACAACAAUGAAAAUACAAAAAAUACAUUAAAUAAUUUGAAUAAUUACCCAAAUAUAAAUUCCCGGGAUAAUAUUAUAUCAGACAUUAUGGAUAACAACUGUGUGCAAAAUAACAGUUCUGAUUCCAAAAAAAAUCUGAACAUGUCAGGUGAUUUGGUGGAAAAAAAAAAAAAAAUGCAGCAAGCUAUUUUGAAAAAAAGCGAAAAGCUAGCUAUGAAAAAUGAAGCUAUAUUAAUAAAUAGCAAGAAUGAUGAUAAUAAUGAAGUGUUAUUAAUAAAUAGUAAUUCUAAACACAAUCAUGACAUAAUACAAAUAAAUGGGGAUAUAAAAAACGAUAAUAAUAAAUUAACGAAUACAUGUUUUCUAUUAAAAAAAGAAAUUGUAAAAAAUGUAUCCUACCAAAAUUUGGACACACAUGAAGAAAAAAUAAAUAUAUCUGAACAAAAUACAAAGGAUAACAAUUUAAAUACACAAAUCAAAGAUAUGAAUGGGAAUAAGAAGAACGAGCAAGAAGAUAAUAAAAAAAAAGAUAUUACAGAUUAUGAAACUAAUUAUGAUGAUACGGAUGAUCAUUCAAGUGAUGACGAUGUAUAUGAAGAAGAUUUUCAUGACGAAUACGAAAAGAAGAAGAGCAAGAAAAGAAAUAAAAAAUUAUCACUUUCAAAAAAUAAUAUAAAGGAAAAGGAAAAGUUUGUAACAAAUAAUAUUUCUGUAACAAUACUUACAAAAAAAAGAAAAGAGUCAUUAAAAAAAAAUGCAAAGGAAAAAAAUAUAAAUUCUACUAAUAUUAUUAAAAAGACUAAAAAUAUUGUAAAUAAAUCUAAAAGUGUACUUCAAAAAAAAAAUUGA